Molecule: messenger RNA, 2307 nt
Organism: Panicum virgatum (switchgrass)
Lineage: Eukaryota; Viridiplantae; Streptophyta; Magnoliopsida; Poales; Poaceae
Product: probable glycosyltransferase At5g03795
Exons: 5
Coding region: 187-1908 (573 amino acids)
Molecular function (GO): glycosyltransferase activity
Source: RefSeq, a predicted model, not a curated record
CGCGCAGGAGAAGAGCGGCGUAGCCACCCGCCACCACCGUCCUCCUCAUAUGAGCAUGUCCAAAGCUUGCCGCCGCGCGCAUGCAACCGCACCUCGCAAGGCACGGCGAGAAGCUCCGGACAGCAGCUAGCUUGCUUGUGAUGGCGGCAUCGUCGUCCUUGCCUUGACACCUUGGCCAAACCAGACAUGCGAGCCUCCGUCGUCUCCGCGUCUUCCGCGGCACCUUGCGUGCCGUGCUUGCACGGCCAUGGCAACGGCAGGGCGGUCGCCGCCGCCUACGCCGUGGCGGCGUGCCUUGUGGCGGUGACCUUCUUGGCGCUCGCUGCCUUGGACCCCAGGACGCAAGCUUCCGGCUGGUUCUUGUCGUCGUCGUCAUCUUCGUCUCCGUCUUCCUCCAUCGCUUCUUUCUCCUCCUUGCAGCCGAGCGGAGGUGGCGGUGCCGCUGAGCACCUCCUGGUCACCUCCAGCUCCUACUCCGACGGCGGCGGGGAUGGCGGCCGCAGGAACAGCACUGGCAAGGAGGUGCACGAGCAGUUGCAGGAGGUUGGUGGUGACGACCUCCUGCUGUCCUUGAUCAGCCCCAGCUCUGGCCACGCCGCGCCUCAGCUCUCUGUCACGCCGCCGGCCACCGCAACGGAACGGGAACCGACGCCGGCCGCACUGGCUCCGGCUCCAGCUCCAGCGACGGAGAAUUCAGAUGAUGUGAUCCACCAAGUGCAGAGGAGAAGGGAUGUCAAAUUGGAGCGACUAGAACUCGGUCUGGCGAAAGCUCGGUCGGCGAUAAUGGAAGCUAUCAAGAACAAAGACAAGAGGCCUCCGUUGUCCGACAAAGAUUAUGUGCCGAUGGGGCCGAUCUACAGGAAUGCAUAUGCGUUUCACAGGAGCUACCUGGAAAUGGAGAAGCUGUUCAAGGUGUACGUGUACGAGGAAGGCGAGCCGCCGGUGUUCCACGACGGGCCGUGCCGCAGCAUAUACUCGACGGAGGGCAGGUUCAUCUACUCCAUGGAGAUGGAGAGCCGGCUGCGGACCAGGGACCCGGACCGCGCCCACGCCUUCUUCCUCCCCUUCAGCGUCGUCAAGAUGGUGAAGAUGAUCUACGAGCCCAACUCGCACGACAUGGGUCCGCUCAAGCGCACCAUCUCCGACUACAUCGGCGUGCUCUCCACCAAGUACCCGUACUGGAACCGCAGCCUCGGCGCCGACCACUUCAUGCUCUCCUGCCAUGACUGGGGGCCGUACGUGUCGUCGGCGAACGGCCACCUCUUCGGCAACUCCAUCCGGGUGCUGUGCAACGCCAACACGUCGGAGGGCUUCAACCCGGCCAAGGACGUGUCCCUGCCGGAGAUCAACCUCCGCAGCGACGUCGUGGACCGGCAGGUGGGCGGCCCCUCGGCGUCGCGCCGCCCGAUCCUGGCCUUCUUCGCCGGCGGCAACCACGGGCCCGUCCGGCCGGCGCUGCUGGCGCACUGGAAGGGGAAGGGGGAACCCGACGUGCAGGUGAGCGAGUACCUGCCCCGCGGCGUGUCGUACUCGGACAUGAUGCGGCGGAGCCGCUUCUGCCUGUGCCCCGGCGGGUACGAGGUGGCGUCGCCGCGGCUGGCGGAGGCCAUCUACCUGGAGUGCGUGCCCGUCGUGGUGGACGACGGCGAGUACGCGCUGCCGUUCGCGGACGUGCUCAACUGGGACGCGUUCGCCGUGCGGCUCCGCGCCGCCGACAUCCCGCGGCUCCGGGAGGUGCUCGCCGCCGUGUCGCCGCGGCAGUACAUCCGGAUGCAGCGGCGGGUGCGGGCGGUGCGGCGGCACUUCAUGGUGCACGGCGGCGCGCCGCGGCGGUACGACGCGUUCCACAUGAUCCUGCACUCGGUCUGGCUCCGGAGGCUCAACGUCAGGAUCGCCGCGCAGGGCUAGCGCGCUGCUUCUCCUCGGAGGCUCGGAGCUUGGCACGCACCUGCUAACUGACAAAUGACGCGGUCGGUCUGAUUGCCUGUGUUAACACUGUGAUGAAGAGUAGUGAGUUCCUUGGGUUGCUGGUGUACAUUUUGAGUGGGGGUUGGAGGAAUCUUGGAGCUGCAUUUUGGAAAUGAAAUGGUUGGCAUCAAAAAAAAAAGAAAAGAGAAAUGGUUGGCAGUUUGUUUCAGUGCAACCUGCACACACAACUCUAUGGGGACGGUGCACUGUAAAGAAUCGGUGAAAGGGACGGUGUGGGCCAUGGUUUCUUGUAAGCUAGCAGUAGCAGGUCUCUGCUUCGGUCUAAGUAUUUGUUUCACUUCUCGGAGUAAACUUCUAACCUUCUUUGCUAUUGUUAUA